GCGUUUUUUUUUUUUUUUUUUUUUUUUUCGACAGUUGGACGAAUUGCUGAGAAGAUGCCGAGUGUGCGGAAGGGGAAGAAGAGUAAAUGCGUGUAGAAAUGUGAAGAGUAUUGGAACAUUUAUGAGUGUGUGCGUGUAGCGUUUGUGUUUAUCCACGUCAUGUCACGGAUGUGCUUCACAUCGGGAGAAUCGUCACGUUGAAACUCAGCAGGUUGCGGUAAAGAGAGAGAAAAAAAAAAACCCUGAAGUGACGCUAAAAAGACUUUUUUUUCUCGUGUUUCUGACAUGAUCGGGUUCGGCGCAAACCGGAGGGGAGGCCGCCUCCCGUCCUUCAUCCUCAUCUUCCUGAUGGCGCUCAUCGCCGUCCUCUCGUUCAACUACUGGACGGUGUCCAACAAGCACGGCCGCCUGCUGGACGAGCUGGCGGAGAUCCAGACGCAGAUGCAGCGCUCGGACGCGGCGCGGAGCCGCCUGGAGAAGCGGAACUCGGAGCUGAUGGUGCAGGUGGACACGCACAAGAAGCAGCUCGACCAGAGGGAUGGAGACUACAGCCAGCUGGAGGACAAGCUGAAGGCCCGAGAAGGCUUGGUGAAGAAGUGCUCAGAUGAAAAGGCAAAGUUACAGGGUGAUGUCAGAGCUCAAACAACAGAGAUACAGAGACUGAACGAACAAUUAAAGGAGCUGAAUCAAGAGUUUUUGAAGCAAGAAGAGCAGCUGAAAGAAGUGAAGAGGAAUAGCACUACCUUUGAGAAAAAACUGGAGUACGAGAGUUUACAGUGCGGACGUCAGAUCGCGCAGCUGAAACAGGACUUUGAGGAUGCAAAGAAAGCUUUAGAGGAAGAAGCYUCGAGGUUAAAAAAGUCCGUAAUCGAUGGUCAAAACGGUGUAGCAGCUGGAGGGCUCGCAGACGGAGCGCCUGGUGUGGAUAAAGCUAAAGAGCGCCACACAGUGGUCACUCACCGGCACGACGGGCAGUCAGAUCUAAAAGAAGAUAUGGGUAAACCUGGCAGUGAUGCUGGCAUGCCUGGCAUAGAAGACAGCGAGGUUGGAAAAAUGGACGAAGUGCAAUUUGCCUUAAAGAAACCUGCCAUAACUCAGAAGCAAGACGAGGCGCCUGAUGUGGUCGGACCUGCAGGUGCUGAGCCUGGACUCGGGGCCGCUGAUGGUCCUGGAGGCCAAGGCCUGUCCCUGGACCAACCGGGACUUCAGCAGGACCGACUGGAGGGUCGAGAAGCAAGGAUCGCACCCCCAGGUGUCAAACAGCUGGACAAACCGGUCGUGUUCGAAGAACAUAACAAAGCAGGCAUUAAGGCGGACGAGCUAGGAGAACAUCAAAGACAAAUACAAGUUCCCGAUAACGUCAAGYGUGACAGGGAACACCUGAAGAGGAUUCCUCUGCCCCAGGAUAACGCCCAGGUUCCCAAACCCAUCCAGCCUCACCGCGUCAAAGACCAAGUCCCUGCAGAGCAGCUCCACCACCGCCAAAGCCGGUUCUUUGAUGAGAACGAGUCCCCAGUAGAUCCGCAGCACGGCUCUAAGCUGGCGGACUACAAUGGGGACGACGGGAACGUGGGUGAGUAUGAGGCCGACAAGCAGGCCGAGCUUGCCUACAAUGAGGAAGAGGAUGGUGAUGGUGGGGAGGAAGACGUUCAAGGUGAGCCAGGUCCGAGGGGAUCUGUGGACUGCUUUGUCCAGUGUGCAUCCAUUCUCCCACCCUCCCCUACCCUCCUUUCCUCCACACUUGUCCUGCUCCUGCACCGCUUCAUUCAUCCUGAGUAGCUCACAGUAACCCUGAGUUUUGGUUUUGUGCAAAAAUAAAUCCAGAUGUUCAUGAAUUCUGAUGAAAUAUUCAAGGACUGCUGUGGAAGUGGUUCAGGAUGAGAACACCCACCUGUAGGGACAACUUGAUCCUUGAACUUGUGGUUCUGUGAGAGUAACCCAGUCGCCAUCUAGUAUUCUCUGUUGUGCCUGUGCUUCUUUUUAGCUAAACCACCUGUCUGUGCCCACCAAACAUCUGACCCACAUCUAGACCAGUGGAUAUAUAUUUAGCUCACUGUGCUCCUGAAUGUGUGUCUGUUCUCCUCGAAACAUUUGAAAUGCAUGUUUGUGUUUUUGUGACGGCUUCUUGCAGACGAUUUUUGACUUUAGAGUUUAUUUAUUUGAAUAUUACAUCUAGAAAAGGCCUAUUUUUGUUUUGCUCCAUUCAAGAAAACCUAAUUUCUCUCAUUCAGACUUGUCAUUUAUUGUGUUUGUCAUUAUUUGUCAAAACGUCCAUCAUUUACAAUUUAAUUAUCAUGUGUGUAAAAGUGUUAUUCAGAUAAUAAUCUGCAAAGUUAUUUAAAUUGAUUAUUGCACAUAAAUGUUCAAAAGGUUUAUUCUAACAGAUAUUUAUAUCCCUUGGAGGAAUUUGUUCAAUAACUUUAUUUUAUUUUAUUAUUUUUGUGAUGCAGUGUUUAAUUGCAGCUGUGCUCUGUUUAUUUACAUAUCUGUGUUUGCAUUUUUUUUUUAAAUCUCCCCAGAUGACGAUGAUCGUGACAUUCAAGGAGAUCGGGCUGUGGAUUAUGGGAAAAGACAUCAAGCCAACGACAUUCUUUGAGUGGGAUCUCCUGCAGCUAUAACUUAUUAAAACACUCGGGGACCUUCCUCUACAAUCAAGGUCGCUCCUGAGAAAACAGUUCGAACAUCACAGAGUUAAAGAACUUGUAGAUCCACAGCGUUGCGGACUAUUGUGAGACGUUGUAACUAAUUGUUUAGUUCAGAAUAAUACAACAUAAUACAAAGAAAAUAUUGCAUUUUCCUGAGCUGCUAUAGAUUUGCUGAUAGUUUUUUUUAAGUAAUGAUGGAGAUGAUGUACUGUAUGUUGACUAAGUUUGGUUCUGGUUAAAAGCUUCGGUUCAUUCUGGAGCAGUAGAAGAGCCCUUUCUCCUUCGAACUUUCUUUUUUAAUUCUACUUUUUUUUUUUUUGCUUGAUAUGAAGAAAUACUUCCUAUUUUAUAAAAAUGGGAAUACUGAAACUUAUGAAAGACACUAAUGGGACUUCCUGCCUUUUUAACGUGUUGAUGGGAUGGAUGGAAGACCUGUUUUUUUUUUCUUCUGGAGUCACAAAUUCAAUUGCCAAGGACUUUGCUUGUGGCCUAUUAAUUGUUUUGUGAGAAAGACUCGAAGAUGUUCCUCAUUCAGUUUUUAUACGCCGUUGCAUGCAUACAAACUUGUUUUUUUUUUUUUUUGGUAAUCAAACUGAGCAACAUACCAUUGCUUAAGCAAUACUUACAAUGGUGUUAGUAUCUCCCAGGAUGCGCUGAAAGAGGAACUGACAGAGCCACGCUUCCAUCAGGUCUCUUCAACUGUUGAACUGUUACCAUUUUUGGAUGGAGGAAACUUCAUUCCUCWCCUUUUGGGGAAAUCUGUGAUCCUGACACUGGUUGUUUGAGCAACCUGGAAAAAUGAUUUCUCAUGGAAAGGCAUAUUGAAUGUAAAUUAAUUUAAUUAAAGGUGAUGCUUCUGUCAUUUGUCA
Molecule: messenger RNA, 3514 nt
Organism: Austrofundulus limnaeus
Lineage: Eukaryota; Metazoa; Chordata; Actinopteri; Cyprinodontiformes; Rivulidae
Gene: golm2
Product: golgi membrane protein 2
Exons: 9
Coding region: 286-1779 (497 amino acids)
Source: RefSeq, a predicted model, not a curated record